Myzus persicae (green peach aphid) is the source of this 1359-nucleotide messenger RNA. RefSeq lists its product as uncharacterized. The record is from RefSeq and is a predicted model, not a curated record. The coding region runs from base 439 to 1338 and encodes 299 amino acids. Lineage: Eukaryota; Metazoa; Arthropoda; Insecta; Hemiptera; Aphididae. The transcript has 7 exons.
AGCGCAUCACAGCCGCGUGCUCCGUCCUGCGUUUACCGGCUCGCCGUUACGCCCGUCGCUGUUCGGGGUUCGCGCCACGCUUCCGUCGUCGGAUUUGUUAAUUUUUGUUUUUGGUUUUUUUCUGGUUUUCCAAUUGUUGUUUCACGUGCAAAUUCUUUUUCCGACCACUGACGUUUUUUUAUGGUGAAUUUUUCUUUCGAUCGUUAGUGCUCACCGACAUCACAGUGUUUAUUGGAUUCAACUUCUACCGUGGCUCGUUUUUGUUUUGAUCGCAAAUUCCUUAUCCGUGGACGUCCGCUGACAGCGACAAAAUGAACGCUGACAAUCUACCGCCACUGCAAGUGCAAUCGUUUUUUUAGCGAACGGAAAUCGGUCGAACUAAGAACACAUAAGGUGUGUUUGUAACGAAAACGAACCCUCCAACGCCGUAGUUGGACCAUGCGUCCGUCUCCACCGCUGUUGAUGGUAUUGACGAUACUGCCGCCACUACUGGUUCUGUUGUUCUGUAACACGGCUGCAGUAAGCUCUCAGUUGGCAUGGACACAAAUCUACGUCGGUUCCACCAGCCAGGUGGACCUAUGGACACAAGAAUCGCAAGGAUGCCGAUGCAAUCACGAUUUACUCAGACAGGACUGCGCCUGCUGUGUACCACAGGGCGGAUGUCAAUGCGGAGCACUAGCGCUGAACCGUUGUGCGCAAUGCGGUUUGGAGCAGCAUUGCACGAACAUGUGCAACGUCACAAUAAAAGCCGAUAUGCUGUUGGCCCGUUCAAACUCGACGUUCGGACAGAUCAAAUCUCCCGCGCUGUCCGGCCCAAACUAUUGUUGGUACACGCUGGACCCAGGGUUGGACAGACGUGUGGAACUACAAGUCUACAGGCUCGUCAACGCCGGCCAUUUCAACGGUUCCAGUUGUGUAUCGGGAUACUUGGAAUUACUGGAUUCCUUUGGACAAGGAACAGGGCCUCGGAUAUGUGGCCAAAACGAACGGUUAGCACCUCCAGUCGUCAUGUUUGCAGAUCAAGAAUCGGCCGUAUUGAAUUUCCGAAUUGAAGAAGCCACGUCUAGAUCACAGUUUUUGGCAUACUUUAGCUUUACUUCGCUAACGAAUGUUCAUGGUCUAGCGUUCAGGCCCAAAGGAGGCAGAAGGAUAGAGCACACGGUUUGUGAUUGGCUGUAUCAAGACUUUUCUUGUAACAAGGACUCUUGUACGCUGGCUAGCCCAGGGUUUCCGGGAAUUUAUGGUACAAACCUUUAUUGCAAGUACCAUAUUACCACAAGCUCCGUUCAUACCAAAGUACGGCUACAAUUUCUCACGUUAUCAUUACCACUCAAGUAAGAUAUAACAAUAAUAUUUUAU